This is a messenger RNA of Laccaria bicolor S238N-H82, 1650 nucleotides long. RefSeq lists its product as uncharacterized. Gene Ontology annotation, cellular component: nucleus. NCBI's taxonomy places the organism in Eukaryota, Fungi, Basidiomycota, Agaricomycetes, Agaricales, Hydnangiaceae. The annotation marks the transcript as partial. The record is from RefSeq and is a predicted model, not a curated record. Gene Ontology annotation, molecular function: exonuclease activity; nucleic acid binding. The transcript is spliced from 7 exons.
UUGCAGGACAUACGAGAUCUAUGCCUGCACGUUAUUGCCGACGCACCAGUUCCAAAUUGGCUUCAUAUCACCAAUACCAACCUGAUUCAACGGCUUGUGGUUCUUUUGAUACCUGGCCUGACACCAGACCUACUGUCACUACCACCACUUCCAACAUCAGCGACUUCCAACCCCAAUCUGCCUUUAUCAAUACCCCUACCCCCACCACCCACUGAAGGACAAACUAUAAACAGCGUUCCAUUUAUCGCAGCUACUUUUAGCCAUGCGUGUCCAACAAGGGCGCCUGGCGAUCAGACACGGAUGCAUAGUGUCCUCAGCACCUUUUUUCAAGGUCCUAUCAGUGGAGAAGAAAAGAAGAGACGGAUGACCCAGAGGCUGCAAGGUGCGUAUUUUCCCGAGAUCCUGAAGGAUAGUCCUGCGCAAUAUCUCCUCACGCUGGAGCAAAUGGUUGAGAACGAAUACCCGAUACCCUCAUACAUGGCGGAUAUAUUCCAGAAGCCUGAAGGCUGGGUCGAGACUCCAGAACCCCCAAAACAGGCGGAAGCGUCUUUACCCUCAAAAGGUACAAUGAGACCCCAGCAGACAAUUUAUGCCAUUGAUUGUGAAAUGUGUUUGACCGAGGAUGGAAAGGAAUUAACGCGAGUUUGCAUAGUCGACUAUCAUUCUGGCAUCGUGGUUUAUGACCAACUGGUAAAACCGAAAAAGCCUAUCAUCGACUACCUCACGCGAUGGUCGGGAAUUACAGCAGAAGCCCUUGGACCAGUGACGACGACUCAUGCCCAAGUUCAAGCACAUGUACUUCAGCCUGCUCCACCAACCCCCAUCCUCCUUGGCCAUUCACUAGAAUCCGACCUCAACGCACUCAAAAUAUGUCAUCCACUUUGCAUCGAUACUGCCUUGAUGUACCACCACCCCCGUGGUCGGCCUCUCAAACCAGGCCUCGCCUGGCUCACCAAAAAAUGGUGCGGGCGUGAAAUCCAAGCACGCGGAGAAGGUGGCCAUGACCCAGAGGAAGACGCUCGUGCAUGCUUGGAUCUGUUAAAGAAAAAGCUCCAGGGUGGGCCUGGGUUUGGCGAGUUUAAGAUCGACUAUGAGUCUAUCUUUGAGAGGAUGGCUAGGGCAUCACGGAGGGCUGGUGGUGGUGGGCCUGGGAGCAUCAAAACGUGCGUUGUGGAUCAUGGAAACCCAAAUGUUAUGCAUGGGAGCAAGGCGAACACCGCAAUUGGGUGCAAGACUGACGCGGACGUCUUGGAAGGCUUGUUGGGUGCGAUUCCUUCACAUCACUUUGUAUUUGGGAGGUUCAUGUCGUUGGCUGACGUCCUUGGGUAUUCGCCUCCCCCUCAGCCUGGACCGCCUCCCUCGCCUGAAGCGCUCUCUUUGAUUUUGACUACUCUGAACGAACAAUUGAAAACUCUGCAUGCCGCGCUUCCCCCGCGAACAGCGAUUGUCAUAUUUAGUGGGCACUCUGACCCGCGAAAGAUGUCCUCGUUGAAUGCGCGGAAAGCGGCGUUUGAGAAUGCACUCAGGUCGGGGAAGACAUCGGAGGAACUUGGGCCUGAGUUGAAGUGGAGUGCUGGGGACGGAAGGGAUUUGGAGGAGGCGGUAGAGCUGGCGCGGAGGGGGUUGCUGUUCUUGGGUGUCAAGCAGUAA